CCGCUACAGGAGUGAGAGGCCGCGGUCAUCAGUACCUGCUGGGAGUCAGCACGGCAGAGGGGAAUGUGCCAUUGAGACUCUUCUGGCUGCAUGAAGAAAAUUCGCAAGUAUUUAUACCUUUUACAAAACCAGAUACUGGUAUCAAUGAAUCAUCAUUACAGGGCCAGAAAUUAUUAAGUAAUAUAGCCAAUCAGAACUAUGGACUUGUCAGAGAUAAAGGUGAAUUUCUUAAGGCAAAGCAUUGUACAGUCUCUGAAAUCUGGAUGUUAAAAAAGGCCCUUUGGGGCUUCCCUGGUGGCACAGUGGUUAAGAAUCUGCCUGCCGGGCUUCCCUGGUGGCACAGUGGUUGAGAGUCCGCCUGCCGAUGCAGGGGACACAGGUUCGUGCCCUGGUCCAGGAAGAUCCCACAUGCCGCAGAGCGGCUGGGCCCGUGAGCCGUGGCUGCUGAGCCUGCGCGUCCGGAGCCUGUGCUCCGCAGUGGGAGAGGCCACAACAGUGAGAGGCCCACGUACAGCAAAAAAAAAAAAAAAGAAUCCGCCUGCCAAUGCAGGGGACACAGGUUCAAGCCCUGGUCCAGGAAGAUCCCACAUGCCGCGGAGCAACUAAGCCCGUGCGCUGCAACUACUGAGCCUGCGCUCUAGAGCCUGAGAGCCACAACUACUGAGCCCUCAUGCCACAACUACUGAAGCCCACAUGCCUAGAGCCCGUGCUCCCCAACAAGAGAAGCCACUGCAAUGAGAAGCCCGUGCACCACAAUGAAGACCCAACGCAGCCAAAAAUAAAUAAAUAAAAUAAUUUUUUUUAAAAAGACCCCUUUAUUGGAAAUGAUGGCAAAGGACAUUUGCAAGAGCAGUUUUAUGAUGUAUAAUAUUCACCUGCUUUUCUGAAGUGGAAUCAGUGAUAAGUUUCCAUCUAUUCACAUGUUUGACUUGCACAUUUGAGCAAUCCUGUAAGGAAGCACUGUUCUCAUUUUGCAGGUGACAGAUUUGAGGCAGAGGGAGGUUAAUUAACUUAAGCAGCAUUAGUAGCUCUGUAAGAACAAUUCAGUCUUCCUCCUGUGUCCCUCUCUAUUCUCACACUCCUAGCACCUUCACAACAUUUCUGACAUCGGAUGUGGGUGGGUUUUUCCCCACGCCGAGCAAUUAAUUCUACUUUACCAGCUGGGUGCCCUACAACUUAGCUCAAUUCGGACACUCUUUUCCUGGAGAUAGCUUCAGAUCCCACAGGUUAAGGGCUCAGUCCCACAAGAUCGCCCUGCCCCCGCUCAGAUGCCGUUUGCAAAUAGAAGGCCCCCAGGUUACCCACAACUUCUGUCUGACUUGGCUGCAAAUCAGAGGUUUGCAAGACUCUUCCACUUUGGAGUCAGUUAUUUGCUGGUGCGGCUCACAGAACUCAGAGAAACACUUUAACAUUUGCUAGUUUGUUAAAGGAUAUGACAUAAGGCGAACCCCAUACUACUGGGAUUUUAUGGAGGCUUCCUCACUUGGGCAUGAUGAACUCUUAACUCCAUUUCCAGCCCCUCUCCCCUCCCUGGACGGUAGGGGGUGCGGCUGAACAUCCCAAGCCAUCUAAUCAAGCUUUGGUCUUUCUGCUGACGAGUCCCCAUCCAGGAGCCCCCCAGGAGUCGCCUCAUUACAACAAAAGACACUCCUAGCAUCCAGGAAAUUACAAGGAUUUCAGGAGCCCCGUGUCAGGAGCUGGGGGCGGAAACCAGUAUAUUAUGUCACAGUAGCAGUACCAGGAUUGACCCCAGACCUUUUGGCCCCAGAGUGCACUCUCAUACCCGUACAUUCCACUGCCUUUCAUUUCCCCUGAUACCCAGGGCGAGAAUGAUGACCCUGAACCCUGGGAGCCACCACAAGGGACUCUUGUGUGAGCCUCGCUGCUUAGACUUGAGCAGAUUGUUCACUGCACUGGAGCCCCUGGCUGGGGGGCUGGUGAUUCACACAGAGCCACCACUUGGGCUUGGAUCUACGUCUCAUGGCUUCCUUCUCCUUUGCCAGUUGUGUCUUCCCAGGACUCUGCCCUUCCCCAGAAGGGGCUGGAGAAAAUGACCAAGUUCCAGGAGCCAGUGUCCUUCAAGGACGUGGCUGUGACCUUCACCAAGGAGGAGCUGGGGCUGCUGGACUCCACCCAGAGGAAGCUGUACCGAGACGUGAUGCUGGAGAACUUCUGGAACCUGGUCUCAGUGGGAUAUCAACCUUUCAAAUUAGAUAUGCUACUACAGCUGGACAGAAAAGAGAAGCUUUGGGUGAUGGAGCCAGAAACCCAAGGAGGUGGGUGUUCAGGACACAGGAACCAAAAUGAGAUAGAGACUCUUCAAGAAGCAGGAUUAAGACAGCUUUUACAUGAAGGCCUUAUGUGCUGGCAGAUAUGGGAACAGUUUACAAGUAAAUUAACCAGAACUCAGGACUCAAUAAUAAAUCUGAAAGGCAAGAUGUUGCCAAAACAAGAUGAUUCCUCCUGUGAGGCAUGGUCAGGAGAAUCUACUCAGGUUCCUGAAGAUGAGAAGUAUGUAGGAAAGCUUCAAGGGGAGAGUUCCACAAGUAUCAAAAAUCAAGAGUCUCCCACUCAGACCUCCUGGGAUUUCUGGAGGAAAAUGUAUCUGAGAGAGUCACAGAAUUAUCAGAGUAGGUGUCAGCAAAUUGAAAUAAAAGAUAAACUGUGUCAGUGUGAUCACUGUGUCAUGAGAAGGAUCUCUCAUCACCAUGGCAAUCAGGAAGUACACAAAAGCGAGAAGGCUUGUGGCCACAAUAAUCAUGGAAAAGACUUUGUGAAGAACACACCCCAGCAUAGCAUCAUCCACUCAGGAGAGCAGACCUUUGAUGAGACUGGAAAAGGUGUCACCCUUGGCUAUGAUGUUGAACUUCAUCAGCAGUUGCGUGUAGGAGAGAAGCCCCACGUGUGUAGUGAGUGUGGGAAGGGCACCACGUAUAACUCAGUGUUUCACAUUCAUUACAGUGUUCACAGAGGAGGGAAACGCAGUGGGAAUGAUGAGUGCGGGGUGGACUUGGGUCAGAGCUCACAUCCGCAGACCCAUCAGAGAGCCAACCCAGGGGAGAAACCCUACAGAUCUGGGGUGUGUGCUGCUGAGAGCUUCAAUCAGAACUCCUCCCUUCCCACUCAUGAGCCCAUUCACCCGGGGGAGAAUCUGUGUAGGGGUGGCAGGUGUGGGAAGGGCUCCAGUCAUAGCUUAGACCUCAACAGUCACUGUGUAGACAGCACUGGUGAGAAAUCCUGGAAAUGUGAGCUGUGUGGUAAAGGCUUCAAUGAGACAUCACAAAUUCAAGCCCAACAGACAGCCUACCCUCCAGACAAAACGUCCAAAUGGAAGGCAUGUGACAGGAUAUUCAAUCAGAGCUCUGGUCCUCUUCAGAGUGUUCACACUGGAGAGAAACCAUAUAAAUGCGAGGUAUGUGGGAAAGACUUCAGUAAAGCCUCCAACCUUCAAGCCCAUCAGAGAAUCCACACCGGCGAGAAACCCUACAAGUGUGAUGUGUGUAAUAAGAGCUUCAGCCGGAAUUCCCAUCUUCAGGCCCAUCAGAGAGUCCACACAGGAGAGAAGCCCUACAAAUGUGACACAUGUGGGAAAGGCUUCAGUCAGAGCUCACAUCUUCAAGACCACCAGCGGGUCCACACCAGAGAGAAACCCUACAUGUGUGAUGUGUGUGGGAAGGGUUUCAGUUGGAGCUCCCAUCUUCAAGCCCAUCAGAGAGUCCACACGGGAGAGAAACCCUACAGAUGUGAAGAAUGUGGGAAAGGCUUCAUCUGGAACUCAUACCUUCACAUUCAUCAGAGGAUCCACACGGGAGAGAAACCCUAUAAGUGUGGCACAUGUGGGAAGAGCUUCAGUCAGACCUCCCAUCUUCAAGCCCAUCGGAGGGUCCAUACAGGAGAGAAACCCUACACAUGUUUUGACUGUGGUAAGGGCUUUAGCAAGAGUUUGUCUUCAGGUUCAUCAGAGAGUCCAUAG
Molecule: messenger RNA, 3973 nt
Organism: Mesoplodon densirostris (Blainville's beaked whale)
Lineage: Eukaryota; Metazoa; Chordata; Mammalia; Artiodactyla; Ziphiidae
Gene: ZNF233
Product: zinc finger protein 233
Biological process (GO): regulation of DNA-templated transcription
Molecular function (GO): RNA polymerase II cis-regulatory region sequence-specific DNA binding; DNA-binding transcription factor activity, RNA polymerase II-specific
Source: RefSeq, a predicted model, not a curated record